GACUUCCCACAAUCCUUAGCUCUUCUAUCCCUCCCGGCUCCCGUCUGUGCUUCCGGUGGCGAUGGCUGCGGCCGUGUCUGGGAUGCUGCGAGGGGGUCUCCUGCCCCGGGCGGGUCGGCUGCCCACCCUCCAGACCAUCCGCUGUGGCUCUAAGGCUGUUACCCGCCAUCGUCGUGUGAUGCAUUUCCAGCGGCAGAAGCUGAUGGCUGUGACUGAGUAUAUCCCCCCAAAACCCGCUAUCAACCCAAGAUGCCUACCAAGUCCUCCCAGUCCCCCACCCGAGGAAACAGGCCUGAUCCGCCUCCUCCGUCGGGAGAUAGACACGGUUUUCCGAGAGAACCGAAUGAUAGCUGUCUGCCAGAAUGUGGCUCUGAGUGCAGAGGACAAGCUGCUUAUACGGCACCGGCUUCGGAAGCACAAGAUCCUGUUGAAGGUCUUCCCCAACCAGGUUCUAAAGCCCUUCCUGGAGGAUUCCAAGUACCAGAACCUGCUGCCCCUCUUUGUGGGGCACAACUUCCUGCUGGUCAGUGAGGAGCCCAAGGUCAAGGAGAUGGUACGAAUCUUGAAGAGUGUGCCCUUCCUGCCACUGCUAGGUGGCUGCGUUGAUGACGCCAUCCUCAGCAGACAAGGCUUCAUCAACUACUCCCAGCUUCCCAGCCUGGCCCUGGUGCAGGGCGAGCUGGUAGGAGGGCUCACCUUCCGCGUGGCCCAGACCCACCUCUUGCUUCAGCACCAGUCCUUCCAGCUGACGGCCCUGCUGGACCAGUACAUCAGACAGCAACAGGCGGGGGACUCUGUUGCGCCGGCCGGCGGGCAGCCCACUUCUCCUGACCCUAUUCCGAACUCCUAGUCAGCCUGUUGUACCCGGCCCGCCCAUAAACACACUCUGCCCCUGUGGGCCGCACCCUCAUCCAUCAGAGAUGUGGAAGCACUUGGGGUGGGGAGUGGCAUUUGUGACCUGACUUUGCUGAGCCUGACUUCCCAGACACAGGGCCACACGGGGAUGCAGAGAUACCCCAUUUCCGAAUAGAGGCUCUGAGUCACACUGUCUUUGUCUCCAGUAUUCCCUCCCUGGGACCUAACAGGAACAGGCUUUCGGCUCUCCGGGCCCUGGGCAGAGAAGCUGAACAGACGAAGUUGCACUCUGCCUCCAUGUCAUUGUCCCUUGCUGCACAUGUCUCCUGGCCUGUCCCCUCGACGGUGCGCUGUGCUGGAUUGGUUCCCCCUCGGUGCUUGUGCUGAGAGCCAGGCUCUGCUCACCACUUGACAUACCUCAGUUCUCACUAUGUCUCCAUAUCACACCCAUUUCACAGAGUUCAGUAGUCUGCCCAAGGUCAUGCAGCUAAUAAGAGGCCAAACAGGGACUUGAACUAGGCUCUCUCUCUGCUCAGAAGACUGUUCCCUGGAUUUCUGCCCUCGAGUUUCCUCAUUAGGGUCCGGGGUGUGCCUGAGUAUUAAUUCUCCACCCUCGGGGUGUGUCACAUUAUGGAAAGGUUGGGAGCACUGGUUGAUGAUAAAAUGAAAUGCAUUUUA
Messenger RNA from Mustela lutreola (European mink), 1533 nucleotides. RefSeq names its product mitochondrial ribosomal protein L10 (gene MRPL10). Gene Ontology annotation, biological process: translation. The transcript has 5 exons. Gene Ontology annotation, cellular component: mitochondrial large ribosomal subunit. NCBI's taxonomy places the organism in Eukaryota, Metazoa, Chordata, Mammalia, Carnivora, Mustelidae. The record is from RefSeq and is a predicted model, not a curated record. Gene Ontology annotation, molecular function: structural constituent of ribosome. The coding region runs from base 62 to 850 and encodes 262 amino acids.